Serpula lacrymans var. lacrymans S7.9 is the source of this 3822-nucleotide messenger RNA. RefSeq lists its product as uncharacterized. The transcript is spliced from 8 exons. Gene Ontology annotation, molecular function: ATP binding; ATP hydrolysis activity. The record is from RefSeq and is a predicted model, not a curated record. Gene Ontology annotation, biological process: cellular response to heat. The coding region runs from base 14 to 2737 and encodes 907 amino acids. Lineage: Eukaryota; Fungi; Basidiomycota; Agaricomycetes; Boletales; Serpulaceae. Gene Ontology annotation, cellular component: cytoplasm; cytosol.
AGGAACAACCAAAAUGAGUUUCGAAUUUACAGAUAAAACAUCGUCCUCCAUUGCUGCUGCACAUCAGCUAGCAAAGGAUUAUGCAAACGCUCAAGUUCAUCCCGCUCAUAUUGCGUCCGCCCUGCUCAAUGAGGGUGCAGGGGAACCUUCCAUGCCAGGAGGAUUGUCCGGUGGUAACUCUGGGGCCUCUUUGUUCUCUUCUGUGAUUCAAAAAGCAGGCGGAGAUCCGGCUAUCAUCAAACGAGGUUUACAGAAAAUAAUCGUCCGUCUGCCGGCACAAAACCCGCCUCCUGACGAAGUCACUCUCAGUGCUGGUGCAAUCAAAGUACUACGAGAGGCUCAGUCCCUCCAACAGACGAUGCACGAUUCUUAUAUCGCCCAAGACCACAUACUUCUAGCUCUCGUCAAAGAUUCUACCAUCGCAGCCGUACUUAAAGAGGCUAGUCUCACGGAGGCGUCACUAAAGACUGCAAUUCAACAAACAAGAGGUAACAGACGCGUGGAGAGUAAAAGCGCUGAGGCUGGUUUCGACGCGUUGCAGAAGUACGCCAUUGAUCUAACAGCGCUUGCAGAGGAGGGCAAAAUCGAUCCGGUAAUUGGCAGAGAUUCAGAGAUUCGCAGAGUCAUUCGAAUUCUUUGCAGAAGAACGAAAAACAACCCUGUUCUCAUCGGUGAACCUGGAGUAGGCAAAACGUCCAUAGCCGAAGGCUUAGCACAACGUAUCGUAAAUCGUGAUGUGCCCGCAAGUCUCCUCAGCCGUCUUUACUCCUUGGACAUGGGUGCACUUAUGGCUGGCGCAAAAUAUAAGGGUGAAUACGAAGAGCGCAUCAAGAGUGUUCUCAACGAAGUUGAAAAGUCCACAGAAGAAGGUGUUGGGGUCAUACUUUUCAUCGACGAACUUCACCUGAUCAUGGCCGGACGCGGAUCUGAAGGUGGCGGCAUGGACGCUGCAAACCUUUUUAAGCCCCUCUUGGCCAGAGGAAAGUUGAGAUGCAUUGGCGCAACGACGCUGGCGGAGUACAGGAAAUACAUCGAAACGGAUGCUGCACUUGAACGCAGGUUUGCUCAGGUUCUGGUGAACGAACCUUCAGUGCCAGAGACGAUCAGCAUUCUGCGAGGCAUCAGGGAGAAAUACGAGGUUCAUCAUGGUGUUAGAAUUUUGGACGGAGCAUUGAUAUCUGCAGCGACUUUAGCGCACCGCUACCUUACUUCGCGACGUUUACCUGAUGCUGCUAUUGAUCUGGUUGAUGAAGCUUGCGCAAGUGUUCGUGUGACCAGAGAAACAGCUCCCGAAGCCAUCGACAAACUUGAUAGGCGCAAACUUGAACUAGAGGUGGAAAUUCAUGCUCUAGAGCGAGAAAAAGAUCAGGCAAGCAAAGAUAGACUUGUCACAGCUCGAAAGGCGAUUGCAGACGUCGAUGAACAAUUGCAACCACUAAAAGCAGCGUAUGAGAUAGAGAAAAAGAGAGGUGACGAGGUUAAUGAAGUACGGAGGAAGAUCGAUGAGUUGAAAGCAAAAGCUGACGAAGCAGAGAGAAGGUAUGAUUUAGCCACUGCCUCUGAUCUGCGUUACUACGCUCUCCCGGAUCUUCAGUCACGUUUGCAGCAGUUGCAAGCUAAGAAAGCCGAAGAAGAUGAGACUAUGGGAGGAGGUACCGACACUGUCACGCCCGAGCAGAUCGCGGAGAUCGUAGGACGCUGGACAUCAAUACCUGUCACUCGCCUUAUGUCCACCGAAAAGGAGAAGCUUUUGCGUAUGGAGCGAAUUCUCGCUGGGAGUGUGGUCGGGCAGCCAGAAGCUGUCAAAGCCGUUGCCAACGCAAUAAGACUGUCGAGGAGUGGGCUUUCUAACUCCCAGAGGCCUAUUGCCAGCUUUUUAAUGGCGGGUCCAUCGGGUACCGGGAAAACGUUGCUAAGCAAGACGCUUGCUACCUUACUUUUUGACUCUCCAGAUGCUAUGAUCCGUGUAGACGGCUCGGAGUACUCUGAGAAACAUUCUAUUGCACGUCUCAUUGGAGCACCUCCAGGUUACGUGGGGCACGACUCAGGUGGACAACUUACUGAAUACGUCAGGCGCAAGCCAUAUUGUAUCAUCCUGAUUGACGAGAUUGAAAAGGCUUCACGCGAAUUCGUGACACUCUUCCUGCAAGUCCUCGACGACGGGCGGUUGACUGAUGGUCAGGGUCGCGUGGUGGACUUUAGAAAUACUGUCAUCAUCAUGACUUCGAAUCUGGGCGCAAUGUACCUGAAUGACAUGGGUGAGGGCCCUGUCAAUGCAACAACGAAAGAGCUCGUCAUGAGUUCCAUUCAAGCACACUUCCCACCCGAGUUCAUUAACCGAAUAGACGAGGUUGUUAUUUUCCGUACACUUUCGAGGAAGAAUGUACUCAAGAUCGUCGACCUUCGGCUCAAAGAAGUCCAGGAACGGCUUGCUGAUCGGAAGAUGAAGUUAGAAAUCGACAACGAGGCCAAGCAGUAUCUGAUGUCUAUUGGUUACUCGACAACGUAUGGUGCUCGCCCGCUGAACCGUGCUAUCCAGAGUGAGCUUUUAAACCCGCUGUCAAUCUUGUUAUUGUCGGAUCGUGUGCGUGAUGGCGAGACAGUCAAUGUACACUUCGAUGGGCCUCGUAAUAGGCUGCAUAUUGUGCCGAACCACGAGGCAACUGGUAAUGAGGAGAUGGACGUGGACUGGGAAGAUGAUAUUGACGACAUUAUUGAUGUAGAAGAGAUGGACUAAACAUGGUAUGACCCUUUGGACCCAAAACCAAGUUGUAUUCUAAUAAUCGUACAAUGUAUUCGCUAUAUUCGCUAUGCAAGUAUCAUGUACAGUACUAGUAUAUCCUUUCAAUUUCAGUUUCAAUGCUAAAAAAAGCAAACCUGAUUUGUGUGGGUAUUGUGAACCGAAGCACUUUUAUAUUCGCAUCGUAGCACUGUGACCGUUUUGUAGAAUUAAAUGUAUAUCAGUCAUAGACAUGGCUCACUUUAUGUCAUCAAACUACAAAAAACUCGGAAACCUGGGAAUAUGGCCCGGGGGAGAAGGGAAACUGUCGAGACUAACAGAAGCAUCACUGAAACUCCUUGCUACACCCAACCCAAAUUCCUCCUCAAUAUGCCGUUUCGUCUUCGAGUCCAAGGAGCUACGUUCGGAAACACUCUUCGUAAGCUUUGGGUCUGAAUACUGAUCCGUGAAAGAGUGCAGAUGAGGAUUAGAGCUGAGAGAGCCGAGAAUUCCAUGGAGACUCCGCCUAUCUCUGGGGUUACCAUGUAUUUCGAGAGAAAUCAGGGUUGCCUUGUUCAUCUGCAUGCUUCUCGUCUGCACCCUCCUCAACUCAAAGACUUCCUCAGGCGGGCAAUCGGCAUCGCAAUCUGUCUCGGUAUCCAAAGACGUCAUAGAUGACCUUAUCGAGUCGUCCAGAGACAUCCUACUGUCUUGUACUUCGUACGUCGUGGUCCCAGUAGACAUUGAAUUAUCAUGCUCAUCGCGUAAUUCAUCGAGGCUGUCGUCCGCUAAAGAGUUCUGCAAGCAGGCUUCCACAGCUAGAGUGCUAUCUGGGUCCGAGUACAUGCUGAAGUAGGAUCUUGUAAUGAAAUUUGGGCUCAUAGGUAAAUCCAUAGAAGUGGAGACAAGGGUAAGAGGUCUCUGUAUCGCGAGGCCUAGAGCAAGCGCUACGUCGCUAACGCUGUCGUGGUAGUAUUCCUCCACUUCAGAUUCUUCAGGUAUGCUAUGUAGUCCGAGUCGUGGGUAUGUCAAACGACCUAACUGGGUGUCGUGGCAUUCGUCCCAAUCGAAUGUCGAAUUGAACGUUGAUUGUGAUUCUCCCU